Molecule: messenger RNA, 1967 nt
Organism: Coffea eugenioides
Lineage: Eukaryota; Viridiplantae; Streptophyta; Magnoliopsida; Gentianales; Rubiaceae
Exons: 2
Coding region: 459-1661 (400 amino acids)
Cellular component (GO): membrane
Molecular function (GO): glycosyltransferase activity
Source: RefSeq, a predicted model, not a curated record
ACCAACAUCUCCUUGAGCAUUUUGAUCUUUCCCACGUACUGAGAAGAAGAAAAAAAGAAUAAAAAGAAUGCUCUUUCUUCUACAGCAUCUCCAUAAAUAAUUUACUAAUAUGCUUUUCUGAGAAUUGAUCCACUUUUUCAGCUACCCCUUCCGCUGCUUGGAACUCCAAAUCUAAAAUCUUGAAAAAGCUCUCUUUACGAAUUUGGAACGAGCCCCUGAAUCUCUUUCUUUUGCAUAUCAGAACAAAACUGACAAUUUUUAAAUUCUAAGCAUCCAAAUUUAAAAUCUUUUCCAUAUCUUCGUAUUUUCAAGAUUUUCAACUUUGCUUCACUUUUGUGACCAAUCCUUUUGAGCUUAUAAAAGUUCUCAUGAUCCCUUUGGAUUUUCUCAUCUAGUUGAACUGAGGUGGGAAGACCGGUGGAGAAAAAGGGGAAAAGAUUGUAACUUUAAGGGGUGAAAUGGCGAUGCAGAAGAGCCGAGGAGAGAAGGAUGAUGUAGAGAAUAGGUUAGCAACUACAGCAUCGGUGAAAGAUUCAUCAGUAAGUCUAUUAAGGGUUAUUUCAGUUUUGAUCAUUUUUGUAGUAGGGGUAGUGAUCGGGCUGGUUUCAAGUUCCCACAUUGAUAGCUACUUUAGAAUCCAGCAAUUUUAUACCAAUAGGGCUCCGGUGUUUGAUGAUAGAAAUUGCACAAUUGUGAUUAACACUUGUGAAACAGAGGAUUGUUUGAGCAUGAAAAGUUUUAUCAGGCCUAAGAAUUUGACUCAUGGUUUGUCUGAUGAGGAGUUGUUUUGGAGGGCUUCAUUGGUGCCUAAGAAGGAGGAGUUCCCAUUUAAUAGAGUUCCAAAGGUAGCUUUUAUGUUCUUGACUAGAGGGCCAUUGCCGCUUUUGCCGUUGUGGGAGAGGUUUUUUAAAGGAGAGGAUAAAAAGAAGUACUCAAUUUAUGUGCACGCUCAACCGGGGUUCCAGCUCAAUGUGCCUAAUUCCUCAGUUUUCUACAGACGACAGAUUCCAAGUCGGCGUGUUGAAUGGGGAACAGUAUCCCUCGUUGAUGCAGAAAAACGGCUUUUAGCCAAUGCAUUGCUUGACUUUUCCAACGAACGUUUUAUUCUUCUCUCUGAGAGUUGUAUCCCUGUGUAUAAUUUCCCAGCUGUCUACAGAUACCUUACUGGGUCCAUGCAUAGUUUUGUUCAGUCAUAUGAUGAUCCCUCUCGUUAUGGCCGUGGCCGUUACAGCCGUCGGAUGCAGCCACGUAUUAGGCUUGCAGAUUGGAGAAAAGGGUCCCAGUGGUUUGAGCUUAACCGCUACUUGGCUGCUAUUGUUGUAGCAGAAACAAAAUACUACUCAAUCUUUAAGAAACAUUGCAGGCCUUCUUGUUAUCCAGAUGAGCACUACCUCCCAACAUUCCUUCACAAGUUUUAUGGAGCCAUGAAUGCAAACCGAACGGUGACUUAUGUUGAUUGGUCUGUAAUUGCACCACAUCCUGGGACGUUUACUGCAGUUAAUGUUACGGAAGGCUUUAUUCGAUCAAUAAGGAACAACGGGACAGCAUGUUCUUACAAUUUAAAAAGUACGACAAAUGUUUGUUACCUCUUUGCACGAAAAUUUACUCCCGAUGCUUUGGAGCCUUUAUUGAAUCUCAGUUCGGAAGUGAUGAGAUAUUGAGAGUUGUGGCUUAUGUAGAGUUUCUAGUUGUGAUGUUUAGAACUUUUAUCUUAGACCCUUUCGUGUGCUUAGGCCGAAAUUUUGCCAGAUUUUUGUCAUUUGAUAGAGGCUGCUGAAUGUACAGAACUUGCCAGCAGAGGAUAUGGUCCUCAACCAGGCCCAGGAUCUGCUGGAUCAUUGAUGUAGGAGAGCAUAAGUUGGAACUCAUAGCCCUUUGGCUUUGUUCAUCUGAAGUAACUUUGUGUUACCUUACCUACUAAAAAGUGAGCAAGUUAUAAAAUUACACGUUGAAAUGAUAGAUAUAAA